UCUUGCUCGCCCGCUCCGUCGCCGCUGGCCCCUCUGUCAACCGACGAACGGCAGGCGGCAGCCAUCCCCCCGCUCCCCUCCCCACCUGCGGCGCGUCGUUUGGCACUGAUUGGAGUGGAUUGGUGAUCCAUUCGACUUAGGGUUGCUUUCCUUCGUUGCUAGGCACCCAUGCCCAACUCAAGUCCGCUCCUGCUAAUCACCCUAGGUUCUCCAGUAGAUCUCGCUUUAGUUCAAAAGCUUCUUUGGAUAUGGAAGCGCUGCUAGGGAGCAAGAGCAACGGAGGUGGCAAGGCUGCCGAUUUGGCCCGGCUGCUCGUAGCGGAGACCGCCUUGGAGGUGCAAAGGUCGCUUGUUGGGCUGGUUGCCGUGAUGUUGUCACUGCAAUACAAAAUCUUUGCAUCUGGCGGAGAGCAGGAUUUGAUUAAUAGUAAAAAUGAAACUGUGCCUGAGAUCACGGAUAAUGGAGAGUCUGAUGAUGAUAAUGAUGAGGAGGGAGAUGAUGAGGAUGCUGAAAACCAAGAUGAUGAGGAUGCUGCUGCUGAUGAAGAUGGCUCUGAUGAGGAAGGGAACAAGGAGGAGGAUGACGACGAUGAUCCUGCAGCCAAUGGUGAAGGAGGGAGCGAUGAUGAUGACAGUGGAGAUGAUGAGGACGAUGAGAAUGCGGAGGAGGAGGAGGAUGAGGAGGAGGGGGAAGAGGAGGAGGAGGAGGAUGAGGAGGAGGAGGAGGAUGACGAUGAUGUCCCCCAACCACCUACCAAGAAGAGGAAAUGAUCAAUGGCUACGAGUUGUAGCUUACAUGCAGGGAAUGCAGCUUUGUUCACCCCUGCCUAGCAGGUUACUUGUUAGUGGGUAGGGGGUUUUAGCUUGGUCGUUGUGGUGGACAAUUCAUAGCCUAGUUUGAAAACAAAAAAAGGAACAUUUCAUUAUUAUUGCACUAUUAAAAUAUUCCUUCAAUUAUGUAUCUCAGAAUGCUAUCAACCCCUCAUACUCCGAAUGGUUUGUAAAUCGUGUUUGCUUCA
Messenger RNA from Phragmites australis (common reed), 1018 nucleotides. RefSeq lists its product as uncharacterized. NCBI's taxonomy places the organism in Eukaryota, Viridiplantae, Streptophyta, Magnoliopsida, Poales, Poaceae. The transcript is spliced from 5 exons. The coding region runs from base 249 to 770 and encodes 173 amino acids. The record is from RefSeq and is a predicted model, not a curated record.